AUGGCCCAACAACAAAAUGACAAUGUGAUGCGGAGGAAGCUGGUCAUCAUCGGAGAUGGUGCUUGCGGCAAGACCAGUUUGUUAAGUGUGUUUACCCUGGGUUAUUUCCCAACUGUAAGUGUUCCCACGGUUUUCGAGAAUUAUGUGACGGAUUGCAGGGUGGACGGUCGAUCCGUCCAGCUGGCCUUGUGGGAUACUGCAGGUCAAGAAGAUUAUGAGCGGCUGCGACCUCUUGCAUACUCGAAGGCGCAUGUAAUCCUGAUCGGAUUUUCGGUCGACACACCAGAUUCGCUUGAAAACGUGAAGCACAAGUGGAUUGAGGAAGCAAACGAGCGAUGUCCCGGGGUACCUAUCAUCCUUGUCGGCUUGAAGAAGGAUCUGCGCGAAGACCCUCUGGCUAUCGAAGAAAUGCGGAAGAAAUCCCUCCGGUUUGUUACUUCUAAGGAAGGAAGCGAAAUAGCGACGCAAAUCGGCGCCAGAAAAUACCUUGAAUGUUCCUCAUUGACUGGAGAGGGGGUCGACGAUGUCUUCGAAGCCGCUACGCGAGCCGCCCUCCUCACAUUUGAUAAGCGGAAAAGCUCGUGUUGCAUCGUCCUAUGA
This is a messenger RNA of Aspergillus clavatus NRRL 1, 600 nucleotides long. It is a transcript of the gene rho2, whose product is annotated as putative Rho GTPase Rho 2. Bases 1 to 600 code for a protein of 199 amino acids. The transcript is spliced from 4 exons. Gene Ontology annotation, molecular function: GTP binding; GTPase activity. Gene Ontology annotation, biological process: small GTPase-mediated signal transduction. Lineage: Eukaryota; Fungi; Ascomycota; Eurotiomycetes; Eurotiales; Aspergillaceae. The record is from RefSeq and is a predicted model, not a curated record.